Molecule: messenger RNA, 1249 nt
Organism: Nicotiana tabacum (common tobacco)
Lineage: Eukaryota; Viridiplantae; Streptophyta; Magnoliopsida; Solanales; Solanaceae
Product: biotin carboxyl carrier protein of acetyl-CoA carboxylase, chloroplastic-like
Biological process (GO): fatty acid biosynthetic process
Cellular component (GO): acetyl-CoA carboxylase complex
Molecular function (GO): acetyl-CoA carboxylase activity
Source: RefSeq, a predicted model, not a curated record
UUUGUUCCACUCAUCUGGCAAACUGGUAGUGCCAGCUUAAAACGCAUCGUCCCUUUCCCCUCGUGUUUAUCGCCCCCCUUUUCUUCCCAAUUCCUUUUCUUCGGAUUUCCCUUGCUAAAUCUCAUCAAUUUCACCGUCCAUUUCUCUUCUACAAAACCCAUCCAACUCCCACUCACAAUCACAAUCACAAUCUUCUUGAAUUGAAUAUCCCCUUUUCUCCAAUGGCUUCUUUCAGUGUUCCUUGUCCCAAGAUUUCUGUUUUAUCCGUUGCUUCUUCCCAUUCCAGCUCCACCCAACAACCCCAUGUCUCCGUUUCCUUGAGAUCCACUCCUGCAUUGCUCCCUCGUCUUCAGGGGUCCAGUCGACUCCAAUCUCAGGUGUUUAAGGUGAAUGCCCAGCUCAAUGAGGUUGCUAUUGACAAGUCGACCAAUUCAAAACCAGCUUCUGAGAAAAGCUUGGAGGAAGUCCCAAAGACUGAGUACUCAAUUCCAGAUGCUUCAUCCAUUCAAGCAUUCAUGUCUCAAGCAGCCGAUCUUGUUGAGCUUGUAGAUUCGAGGGACAUUGUGGAGCUGCAGCUGAAGCAAAAGGAUUGUGAAAUCCUUAUAAGGAAGAAGGCAGCAUUGCCCCAGCCACCUGUUGUUAUGGCCCCACCUUCUGUUCAGCAGGGCUUUUAUCAACCACAGUUGCCUCCUGCAAGUGCCCCUGCUCCUGCGGCUCCAGCAGCUCCUGCACUUCCGCCACCUGCGCCUUCAAAGCCGAAGUCUUCACAUCCUCCGAUGAAAUGUCCCAUGGCUGGAACAUUCUACCGAUCGCCUGCCCCAGGGGCACCACCUUUUGUAAAGGUAGGAGACAAGGUCCAGAAAGGGCAAGUAGUUUGCAUCAUUGAGGCCAUGAAAUUGAUGAAUGAGAUUGAGGCUGAUUCGUCUGGAACCAUAGUUGACAUAAUUGCAGAUGAUGGUAAACCCGUUAGUGUGGACACGCCUCUAUUUGUCAUUGAACCUUGAAUAAAAGGGUUGUCCUGGUAUGCAACAUAGGUGGAAGGCGCAGAGUGAUAUUCUAUUAUUAUUGAGGGAAAAAUCUGUUUUUAGGUCAAGGCAGAUAUGCUCUUCAAAGAGAUUGGAUCACCAUAUGACUGUAGUUCAAAUCUAUGAUCAUAUUUAUAAAUUUUAUUUGUCAUUUUGCUUAUGCUGCUCAUAAAUUUUGGAACGAUGUAUCUAUCUUUAUAAAGUUGUUUGUUGAGUUACUUAUA